UAUGAGGUUAUGUCACUGCAUGUGUGGGCCUGGGGGACUUUUUCCCUCUGUAUGUGUGGGCGCCGUGCAGAGACCUGGGCAACAAAGAUCACCGGCCGUAGAUGCGGGUUGCCAUGGGAACGCUUGGUGUUCCACACGCGGAGUGAGAAUCAGGCUGCACCAGGAAGCCGGCAGUGACGUGCACAGACGCGGUUUGGAGCCCGGGACAUCGUGGAGAGAGAAAUGUCAUUGCAGCCUAUUGCAUAGCCAAAAUGACCGAUGAUCACGACUGAAAUACAUCCGCAAUCUCACAAAAUGCAGUUAAAAAACAGCCCAACUGAGUCACAGCACAGGCGGUGUGAUACAUCAAACCAGGUUCCAGAGCCAGCGGAAAUAAAGCAACAUGGAAUACAAAGUAUGACAAACGAUACAGAUGUGAAAGAAAGGACGCAACCUGCAACUGACGUUAGCAAUGAAGAUAGACAGGGAGAUGCUCUUUCCCCAGAAAAGAGUCCUACUGAGCCCUCAAGCAAACGGAGACUGAGAAAGAUCUCAACUUGUUCAAGAAAAGCAGCUUUAUCAGCAAGAGGCAAAAAGAGAUGUCAGUUCGGCACAGGUUCACAGGUUCUACCCAGUAUGUCCAAAGUUGGAUGUGAGUCCUCCGAGACAGAACCCUUAGAGGCAGCUAAAAUGGAAACAUCCACAGUUAUCCAAAAGAUUUCCUCUGAAUCAUGUCAUCCAACAGAGAAGAGACUAGAAGACCCUCGAGGGCCCGGAUCCUACUUUUACAUUGGUGGUAACAAUGGGGCACAAUUGGUAAGUGCGUAUUGCCUUAACAAAGGCUGGCAGCGCAUCCAGGACAACAAGAGAGAUGACUACAAGUUGAAAUGGUGUGAGACCAAGAGCCCAGCCACUUAUUGUGCCUUCCGAGACGGUGAACAACUGCUGUAUCAGAUACCCAACAACAAAGUGCUCACCAGCAAAAUUGGCCUUCUAAGCAGCCUGAGGGAAUAUGAAAGGGUCAUGCAAAAAAUCAACAAGACCAGUAGAAUGCUGAAAAUGGCAGAUUUCUUUCCUGAGACGUUCCGCUUGGAUGCGAAGGAAGAGGCAGAAGUGUUCUUUUCCACCUAUGAAGAGGGCCAAACAUGGAUCUGCAAACCUACAGGGCUGAAUCAAGGCCGUGGUAUCUAUUUGCUGAAAAACCAAGAACAGAUCAAUACCCUUCGCUGCCAAAUGCAGUCCAUGGCGGAUAUGACUGCAUCUAGGAAGGUGCUGUCUCCAGCAAAAUGUCCACAGGCACGGAUAGUGCAAAGAUAUAUACCAAACCCUUUGCUUCUGGAAGGAAAGAAGUUUGACAUUCGUUCCUACCUGCUCAUAGCUUCUACUGUGCCCUAUUUUGUAUUCUUUCGCCAUGGCUAUGUCCGUCUGACCUGUAACACCUAUGAUCUAAAAUCUGAUGAUCUCACAGGUCACCUGACCAACCAGUACAUGCAGAAGAAAAACCCACUUUAUAAUGAGUUGAAAGAGGAAACAGUCUGGGGAAUGGAAAGAUUCAACACCUACGUCAAUGAGUUGUUUGCUCCAGUGAAAGGUCUACCCCAAGACUGGGUGCUGAAUGUCUUUACGAGGAGGAUGCAGCAGAUAAUUAUACAUAGCUUCCUGAGUGUGAAAUCAAAGCUGGAGUGCCGACGGGGGUACUUCGACCUUAUUGGUUGUGACUUCCUGAUCGAUGAAGAUUUCAAGGUUUGGCUACUAGAGAUGAACUGCAAUCCUGCCCUGCACACCAACUGUGAGGUGCUAAAAGAAGUCAUUCCAAGUGUGGUCAAUGAAACUCUUGAUUUGGCUCUUGAAAUCUUCAACAAAAGCUUUAAAGGCCAACGCAUUAUGCCACUGAAUACUCAGAGCGGGUUUGUACUGUUAUACAAUGGGGAGAAUAAUGAGCAGACCGUAAAAUUCAAUUGGCCUAGAAGCAUCAGCCCUGUUAAGAUGGACAAAACAUUGCCAUCUGAGAGCCUUAAUGGACCUGCGAAAAAUGUGGAAAAGUCACAUAAAUCGCUUAGAGCUUCUAAAGACAGCGGCAGUCUCAUUAUAGCUAAACCACCCAUCUCCAGGUCUCCGCAGAGAGCAACCUUAGCAGUGUCCCCUGUUAAUAUGACCGGACUUUAUGAUGGCUUUACUCUCCGUUCAGUCAAACACAAAUCCAGAAAUGAGACCACUUCUAAGAGUUUUGAUGUAACUCAACAUAACUUUGUAACAGAGAUGGGACAAACAAAAGGCAAAAUUGAACAGCCAAGUCCUGUAGCCAAAAUCUCCUUUUCAGGUCCUCAGAAAUUUCGGGUCAUUGCCAAUAAAAAAACCCAGUACACCAAAAGGAGCUCAUCCUGUGCACCAAUAUACACCAUUGCUGUAAUUGGCCCAAGCCACAAAUCUCAGAUCUUAAACACAGGUUCCAGCCCUGGGCAUAAGGUAUCCAGUGAAAUGAAUCGUCCUGAAGAUACGCAGAACAUUGAACAGGGAUAUUUGAAAUCUCUUGAGGAAAUAAGUUCCAUAGAAAUAUUAUAAAAUCAGAUUUCCUGCUGCGAAACAGGUUCCAGAAUUGUGGUAUUCUCUCAUUCUCAGGCCUCACAUUAACUCUAUUAAAGUUCAGGAAAAUCAAAUAAAGAAAUUACAACUGUGAUGCUCUAAAAAAAAAGUCUGGUAAUCCAGAAGUGUAUCCAGACUUAUUUAGGUUAAAGCUGUUUUGUGUUACAGAAAUAUUUUAUAAGUGUUUUGUAUUUUUCAGUCUAUUUGUGUUGUACACGGUGCUGUGGUCAAAGCAGUAGUAUAAAUCCACUUAAGUUCUGUAUUUUUAUAAAUAAGAAUUAUAUUUUCUAUACAUAAAUAUUUAAAUAAUUGUACAAACAGAAUUCUGCAAUAAUUGGUGCUUUUAAUGUGUUUAACACAAAGAAGCUAUACUGUAAUUUAGUUUGCUGUUUACCCAAUAUUACCAUGUUUACAGUUAAAACACACAAUUUAAUCUAUUUAUGUUUUUUUGGUUGUAGAUUGCAAGUAAUACAUAAAUAAUAACACAUUAUUUGUCAUGAGAAGAUUAAUUGGUAUAUUGGAAAGUACUGCUUAUGGCUUACAACCAGUGCUAUUUAUGUAGGAAAAUAGAUUCAGGACUGUGGGUGGAGCAGAGGUGGGCGGUGAUGUGAGCAUAGGUACCAAAGGCGCAGGGCAUCAAUUUGUGCAUAAGCUUUUUUUUUCUCAAACAUAAUACCCCGAGUAGUGCCAUAUAUACACAUAAUGCCCCCAGUAGUGCCAGAUACACAUAAUGCCCCCUGUAGUGCCAGAUACACAUAAUGGCCCCAGUAGGGCCAAUUACACAAUACCCCCAGUAGUUCCAGUUACACAGUGCCCCAAGCAGUGCCAGUUACACAAUGCCCCCAGCAUUACCAGAUACACAAUGCUUCCAGCCCAGUAACACAAUGCCCCUAGUAGCACCAGUUACACAAAGCCCCCAGUAGUGCCAGAUACACAAUGCCCCCAGUAGUGUCAGAUACACAAUGCCCCCAGCAGCAGUGGUGUAACUAUAGAGGGUGCAGGGGAUGCAGCUGCUAUGGGGCCCAGUGGCUUGGGGGGGCCUAAAAGCAAUCCCACUGCACCCUGUAAAAAAAAUAUUUUUCUUUCUUGCUUUUAUUUGUAAUCACUGCUGCCGCACUGGGUUCAGAGCCCUGCAGUGCACUUACAGGGAGGGAAGAAAGAGGUGAAGCUGCUUGUUUUGCAGAAUCAGGAAGCAUGGCUGCACCAGCAGAAAUUGCGCCGGUGGUGCACCGCUGUCGAAUGUGGCACUGAUUGUGCUUAUAAGCACAAUCAGUGCGCAUCCAUCAGCUUCUGCUGGUGCAGCCACGAUUCAGGAUAUUGUAGAACAUGCGUGUUUGCCUGCUGCCUCCCUCCUAAGUCCCUGUAAGUACACUGCUGGGCUCCGAACCAGUGAAUACAAAUAAAAAACAUAAAUAAUUCUUUUUUUAAUAAUAAAUAA
Pseudophryne corroboree (corroboree frog) is the source of this 4000-nucleotide messenger RNA. RefSeq names its product tubulin tyrosine ligase like 10 (gene TTLL10). Lineage: Eukaryota; Metazoa; Chordata; Amphibia; Anura; Myobatrachidae. The record is from RefSeq and is a predicted model, not a curated record. Bases 259 to 2541 code for a protein of 760 amino acids. The transcript has 12 exons. Gene Ontology annotation, biological process: protein polyglycylation. Gene Ontology annotation, molecular function: protein-glycine ligase activity, elongating.